Cottoperca gobio is the source of this 1640-nucleotide messenger RNA. RefSeq names its product creatine kinase, muscle a (gene ckma). Gene Ontology annotation, biological process: phosphocreatine biosynthetic process. The record is from RefSeq and is a predicted model, not a curated record. The transcript is spliced from 8 exons. Lineage: Eukaryota; Metazoa; Chordata; Actinopteri; Perciformes; Bovichtidae. Gene Ontology annotation, molecular function: creatine kinase activity. Bases 174 to 1319 code for a protein of 381 amino acids.
GGGCGCAGCAGGCACUAAAAUGGACUAGCCAAUGGCUGAGUCCCUGCCGGGUAUAUAAACAGGGAGUAAAGACCUCCAGCGUUGGGUGACCCUAUUUUGGCUGUGUGAACAGAAUCUGAUCCCAAGGACUGUUACCUCUGUUCUUGUCUGCUGUGAAGUGUUAGAAAGCAAUCAUGCCUUUCGGAAACACCCACAACAACUUCAAACUCAACUACAAAGUUGAGGAUGAGUUCCCCGACCUGUCCAAGCACAACAACCACAUGGCCAAGCUCCUGACCAAGGAAAUGUAUGGCAAGAUAAGGGACAAGCAGACACCCAGUGGCUUCACCGUGGAUGAUGUCAUCCAGACUGGUGUCGACAACCCCGGUCACCCCUUCAUCAUGACUGUUGGCUGCGUUGCUGGUGAUGAGGAGUCCUACGAGGUCUUCAAGGAUCUGUUUGACCCAGUCAUCGCCGACCGUCAUAAUGGAUACAAGCCCACUGACAAGCACAAGACCGACCUGAACUUUGAGAACCUGAAGGGUGGUGACGACCUGGACCCCAACUAUGUUCUGUCCAGCCGUGUCCGUACUGGCCGCAGCAUCAAGGGAUUCACCCUUCCCCCCCACAACAGCCGUGGGGAGCGCAGAGGCAUUGAGAAGCUGUCCGUUGAGGCUCUGACCAGCCUGGAUGGCGAGUUCAAGGGAAAGUACUACCCCCUGAAGUCCAUGACUGAUGCCGAGCAGGAGCAGCUGAUCAAUGAUCACUUCCUGUUUGACAAGCCCGUCUCUCCCCUGCUGACCUGCGCUGGCAUGGCCCGUGACUGGCCCGACGGCAGAGGCAUCAUGCACAACGACAACAAGACCUUCCUGGUCUGGGUGAACGAGGAGGAUCACCUGCGUGUCAUCUCCAUGCAGAAGGGCGGCAACAUGAGGGAGGUCUUCAAGCGUUUCUGUGUUGGCCUGCAGAAGAUUGAGGAGAUCUUCAAGAAGCACAACCACGGCUUCAUGUGGAACGAGCAUCUCGGCUACAUCCUGACCUGCCCCUCCAACCUGGGUACUGGCCUGCGUGGAGGUGUCCACGUCAAGCUUGCCAAGCUGAGCACGCACGCCAAGUUUGAUGAGAUUCUCACCAGGCUGCGUCUGCAGAAGCGUGGCACAGGUGGUGUGGACACUGCCUCCGUGGGUGGUGUGUUCGACAUCUCUAACGCCGAUCGCCUGGGCUCCUCUGAGGUGUCACAGGUCCAGCUGGUGGUUGAUGGUGUCAAGCUCAUGGUUGAGAUGGAGAAGAAGCUGGAAAAGGGAGAGGCCAUUGACAGCAUGAUCCCUGCACAGAAGUAAACAGGGACAAUCUGAAGUUUAUCUCGUGACCAUUCAUGUGCAAUCGAGCCAGCUGACAGGCGUGCAGAGGAAACAGCCGCUCACCAAGAGACUCUUGACUCUGCUCGCCUAUUUCUUCCUUCCAGCUUUUUUUUUUUUUUCCUCAGCCCUUUGUCCUUUUUUCAAGUUCUUCUGUGUUGGUUGGUAACAUCCUGGGAUCAGCCUCCACUGAGCCGGGCUCGCCUGGCAGACGUGGUAUCACCUACUUUUUCCUAUAAAAAGUAAUGAUUAUUGAAGCUGUUCAUAUUGCUCAAUAAAAAAGUACCCCAUGAAACAACUAAA